Morus notabilis is the source of this 396-nucleotide messenger RNA. RefSeq lists its product as uncharacterized. Bases 1 to 396 code for a protein of 131 amino acids. The record is from RefSeq and is a predicted model, not a curated record. Lineage: Eukaryota; Viridiplantae; Streptophyta; Magnoliopsida; Rosales; Moraceae. The transcript has a single exon.
AUGAAGAGCUUGAGUGCUAUAGUACUCCUUGUUUUCUUAGCCGUGUGUGCUCACGAGGCACACUCGUGGCCAUGGUGGAAACGAAUUCCGCCAGGGCCGCCGUCUCCUCCUGUUGACUCGGUCUCGGCACCGGCCCCGAAUGGAUCGGACUCCCCACCGGAGCCGCCGAUAGCGGAUGAAAUCGCAAAAUGUCAGGCUGCUCGCAGCUUUAGCAAGUGGAAGCCAUGCGUGGAUGAGAUUGUACAAGAAAAAAGAAGUGGAAAUUUCACUUUAGGGCCAGCUUGUUGCAGCUACGUGGUCGGUGUCGUAGACAGUUGCUACAGCCACUUUCCGCCACAAUUUAAGGAUCAGAUCUACCCUCCGAGGGUUAGGGCAGUUUGCUCUCAGUACCAUUAA